CAAGAGCCUCAAGCUUUGCACGUCCCUGCUGCCGGGUGGGGCGCGCCGCUCCAAGGAUCGUCCGUUUCUUUGUUGUUUGUAUUUUCUUUUAAUUCUCCUCUUCGGCUCCGUACCUUUGCGGUUUCAGCUUGCGAUGGCGUGCGCGAAUCCCGUCUCCUCGUGCCUUGAAACGUCGACGGCCCAUGACACCGUUCAUUCGACCGUUUCGCCGGCCUGUCACCCUCGUCCCCGGUCGCUACCGCGACUAGAGUUUGAUUAUUUUUUUUUUUGUCUCUUUUUUUUCCUGGAGACAAUGAAGAUCUCCCGCCUCUCUGUAGGACUUCGGCGUCCUUCCCAGGUCGACGGCCUCACUGGCUGACCUCUCCGCAUGACCCCCCUCCCCUCUCUUCCUCGCCAGCGAAUCUGGCUGGGCGUAGCUAUCCAAACAUUUUUCUCAGAUAUGUAGACUGACAUGGUAGAUUGGACCCGGCUGUUAGAUUGGGGACCGUGGAGGGUUCAUGUAAAAUGCGGGCGAGGUAUUAGGCGAUCACCUCCUUUAUACCGGGGGAUGUGCUAUCACAAGAGAUAAGCUUGUUCUCUUCCUUCUGCCAGUCUCUCCUUUGUUCUGCCUCUUCCUUUGCUUCCUUGGGAAAGAAGAAGAUCGUCGUUCGUUGGGAAUGCUUCUACUCUGACGAAUCGAUCAUUUCUAUCCAGUCCGUUGUGGUCUCGUGCCUUCAUUUCUCUCCAUCACACGCUCCUUCAGCCUCGUCUCUGCUCUAGCAGCAGUAGCGUACAUUCCUUUGCCAGCAUCUGGACUGGUUGUCAUCACGAGAGUUUUAUCGGCUGGACCCAUUUCCUCUCGUUCUUUCUUUUUGUUCUGUAUAAACGCCCCUUUCAGGAGACUUUGAUAGUCCCAUUUUGUGUGGAUUUUUUUUUGUUGGGAUAGACGGCACCAUGAAGUUUCUCAGUGCGAUCUGUGUAGCCGGCUACAUGCUGGUUGCGCUGGCGAGCGCAGCGCCGCACAACCAGGAGAAGGACAACGGCAAAGGGAAGGGAAAGAUGAUGGGUAUGAUGAUGGGCAAGGGGAAGGCAAAGGGCAAGGGAAGGGUGACGACGACGACGACGAAGACGGUCACGGUCACGGCGACGGCCGCGCAGAAUUCUACAGUUGGGUCUUUGGCCACAGGUAGGCCUUCAAACGCGGGCAACCUAACCCUGCCGUUUGGAAACGUGACAGCACCGUUCGCGAAUGUGACGGUCGCGAGCAAUGGCACCUUUUUUGGAAACGUUACGAUAUUGGGUAACGGCACGGCUUUGACGAACUCGACCAUGUCGGGGAACAUGACUGUGGUUACGACGACAAAGACGGUAACCGUCACCGCUACGGCAACCAAGAGUAGAUCGUCUUCGAAGACCACCUCAAAGACUACUGCAAAGACAACUUCAAAGAAAACCUCAAAGACUACUUCAAAGACUACUUCAAAGAGCUCGGCAAAAGGCACUGCAAAGGGCAAAUCGAUGUCUUUGACGACGGUCUCGAAGACACAAGCUGCUUAUGCGUCCUCGUCCAAAGCAUGGACGACAAUGCCUUCUGUCCCUGCUAGUGGCCCACCAGCACCCCCUUCUCCCCCGGUUACAGCCUCUCCUCCUCCUCCUGCUAGCUCUGCUUCGUCCUCAGCGCCGAAGCCAAGCUCGUCCGCCCCAGCAACCGGAAAGGUCAAGUAUGGGGGUGUGAACAUGGCUGGCUUCGACUUUGGCUGCAGCAUUGAUGGAACCUGUACCACUGGUGGCAACCUGGACAUCGUCACGAACGGUAACGCAAUCCAGCAAAUGCAACAUUUCGUCAACGACGACGGGCUGAACACGUUCCGUUUGCCCGUGGGCUGGCAAUACCUUGUCAACAAUCAGCUUGGCGGGCCCCUCGACGCAACCAACUUCGGAGCCUACGACAAGCUUGUUCAAGGCUGCAUUUCGUCUGGAGCUCAAAUGUGCAUCAUCGACGUGCACAAUUACGCGCGCUGGAAUGGUGCGAUCAUCGGGCAAGGUGGCCCGACGAACGAUCAGUACGCUUCGCUUUGGUCUCAGCUUGCGACGAAGUACGCUGCGUCGCCGAAUGUAGCCUUUGACGUUAUGAACGAACCCCAUGAUCUUGAUGUGCCAACAUGGGCUGCGUCAGUUCAAGCAGCGGUGACGGCAAUUCGUCAAGCCGGAGCAACCAACCAAACCAUCUUGUUACCAGGGACUGACUUCGCUAGCGCAGCGACCUUCGUAAGCAGCGGAAGUGCUCAAGCUCUGAGCGCGGUUACCAAUCCGGACGGUAGCACCACAAAUCUCGUGUACAACGUGCACAAGUAUCUUGACUCUGACGGAAGUGGCACUCAUGCCAACUGCGUGACCAACAACAUCGACACCGCAUUUGCGCCACUCGCAAACUACCUGAGGCAGAAUAACAGAGUUGCUAUGCUCACUGAGACGGGUGGCGGACCGAACGAUCCGAGCUGUAUGCAAAUGCUCUGUCAACAGAUGGACUUUAUCAACCAAAACUCGGACGUGUACAUGGGCGUCGUAACCUGGGCUGCGGGUGGUUUUGACACAAACUACGUGAUCACGGAGACACCGUUCGUCAACGGCAACGUACUGACGGACCAGCCUUUAACCACACAAUGCGUUGUUAACAAGAUUGGCAGCAACAGCACCGCGUCAUCUGUUGCUCCGCCCAUGUUGUAAGAACUUUUUUUGGGGGGCGGGUUGCGUCGCGUGAUACGCUCAUAUGUGUAUGUACUUUGGCAUCGCGUCAGAAGUAGAAACUUG
Verruconis gallopava is the source of this 2790-nucleotide messenger RNA. RefSeq lists its product as uncharacterized. The record is from RefSeq and is a predicted model, not a curated record. Gene Ontology annotation, biological process: glucan catabolic process. Lineage: Eukaryota; Fungi; Ascomycota; Dothideomycetes; Venturiales; Sympoventuriaceae. Bases 934 to 2706 code for a protein of 590 amino acids. The transcript is spliced from 2 exons. Gene Ontology annotation, molecular function: hydrolase activity, hydrolyzing O-glycosyl compounds.